Molecule: messenger RNA, 1753 nt
Organism: Dendroctonus ponderosae (mountain pine beetle)
Lineage: Eukaryota; Metazoa; Arthropoda; Insecta; Coleoptera; Curculionidae
Product: ionotropic receptor 75a
Exons: 8
Coding region: 89-1525 (478 amino acids)
Cellular component (GO): membrane
Molecular function (GO): ligand-gated monoatomic ion channel activity
Source: RefSeq, a predicted model, not a curated record
CGAGUUCACCUACAGCUGGUAUCUGCUAUCGAAAGUCAACCAGGAGUUGGAAGACAUUUUCCACAUUUUCACAAGGUUUAAAACUAGAAUGGACAUGGAUGUCAAAGUUUUAGCCGUUGAUGAUUUCGGCCGUUUCGAAGUAUCUGAAAUAUUUAAUCCCGGUAUUAACGUGGGUUUAACGACAAGGAGAAUUGGAAAACUGCAAAACGGUUCAGUUAUUAUCGAUAAAAACUGGUCGUACUAUGAAUCCCGGAUGAAUAUGACUGGCGUCUUGAUCCGUUCGGCUAAUGUGAUUCGAUAUCCCUUCACCACAUCCUUCGACGAAUACAUGACUGAUCCAAAGCUAAUGAAAUAUGAUAUUUACAGCAAGUUUCACUAUCAGUUGUUCCAGGGCUUAGUUCAUAUCCACGGAUUUGAGUACAACACAAGUUUACCAUUUUCUUGGUUCGGCAACACUUCGAGUGGUGAAGACGGUGGGUUGGCGAAAAUGUUAUGGGACGAUACGAUCGACAUCAGUAGCGCUGGUUGCAUUUUGAGGCUUUUGGACUCGGACCGAAUAGACUUCUAUGACUACAUAAUGCCGUAUUACAAGUUCAGGUCCUGCUUUUUUUUUCGCAAUCCCGGAGUCGUAAAGCCGAACUUCUACGAAGCAUUAAAGCCGUUUGACAAACAAUCCUGGAUCGUCACUCUCUACGUAACCGGAAUAGUGUGCAUAUGCAUUGAAAUUGCUCAUUUUGUGGAAACCCGUCAUAGAGGCGGCGACUUGCAAAACUCUAGCUGUAGCUUCCGCUCCCUGUUUGUCGUUGUUGCCGUGUUUUCCCAACAGGGCUUGGGAACGAUUCCCAGUAGCAUAUCGACCCGGAUUAUACUCCUGCACCUUCUCAUCUGUUCAGUACUGCUUUACAACUACUACACGUCGAGCUUAGUAUCCUCGCUGAUCAGUACUGAACCGGAAGUUAUGAAAACCAUAAAAGAACUACUGGAAAGCAACCUGAAAGUUGGCAUCGAAUUGCAGCCAUACACGAUCACCUACAUGUUGGACAGAGUUAAGGAGGAUCACUAUCUCAACCAGUUGAAUCAAUCAAAGAUCUUCUAUCGCAACACCCCGAACAUUUUUACUGCCGAACAAGGAAUCCGAUUGGUGCAUCAGGGCGAUUUUGCAUUUCAUACCGAAUCUAUUACCGCCUAUCCUUUGAUAGCUGACACGUUUGAACAAGAGUCCGUAUGCAAUCUGGCGGAGAUCAUUCUGAUCAAUAGCGACACCUCGCUGAUGGCUCAGAAAAAGAGCCAAUACAAAAAACUAUUCCAAGUUAGCCUAAGGAAAAUGUGGCAAAGUGGAAUAAUACGAAAACUGCACAAAACAUGGGUGGUCAGCAAACCUGAGUGUCUCUCCAGUGCAAGGAUCAUUUCCGUAGGAAUUAACGACUUGUUCCUGCCGUAUUUUCUAUUAGCAAUGGGUGUAUUUGGAGCUUUAUGUAGUUUAAUUUUUGAAAUAACGUGGAAACGAACACGAUUUUGGCGUUAAAUGGUCAUAUGAGUUGCGUAUAGGCAACCCUUAUGAUCCCUUAUACGCAAGUUUAAAAGUCCAAACGCCCCUGGUGGCUAAGAUUAUAACUAUACGUUAACUAGUAAUUUGACAUUUGUUUUGUUGACAUUGGCGUCACAUUGGUGUUUGUGAUUUGUUUUGGUUCCUUCUAGUCAACUAUUGCAAGAUUUUAAAGAAAUAGAAACAGACCGAAAAGUGUUUUGUCAA